Podarcis muralis (Common wall lizard) is the source of this 3378-nucleotide messenger RNA. RefSeq names its product protein phosphatase, Mg2+/Mn2+ dependent 1H (gene PPM1H). The record is from RefSeq and is a predicted model, not a curated record. Gene Ontology annotation, molecular function: [pyruvate dehydrogenase (acetyl-transferring)]-phosphatase activity. Gene Ontology annotation, biological process: protein dephosphorylation. Lineage: Eukaryota; Metazoa; Chordata; Lepidosauria; Squamata; Lacertidae. Gene Ontology annotation, cellular component: mitochondrion.
CUCGUGGUGUUGUCGUCUCCUCGGUCUGCAGGAGACCUCCUCGCCUGCUGCUCUGCUUCCCCGCCCCUUUAUCUUCCAGCGCGUUUUUCCCGCUACGCCAAGCCGCGCGCGAGAGGGCGUCUCUGUUGCCGCAGGAUCUUCGGGGCCGAGUCCCCCGCCUGCCUCUGCGUCUGCAGCUCACGGAGCAGGAAGUUCCCGCGUCGUCGGAGGCCAGCUUUAUUAUCGUCACGUGACUCGGCGCGGGCAGCAGCCGCUCUGGUCGAGUUCGGCAAUCCGCGCUGAGGGAAAGAAGAGGAGGAAGAGGGAGAAGCCGGGACCCGCUCGACGCCCCCGCCAUGAGGAGCGCUCCCCGGCGACGGCGCCGCGUCCAGCUCGGGGCUCUGUGCCUGCGCGCUGGUCCCUGAACACCGUGCUUUGCUCCAUGCAGCGGCUCCUCCAUUGCGGAAGCAGCAGCGCCUCUCCUGCAGGGACGGCGCUGGCCGCGUCGGCGGGAGCAGCAGCAGCAGCGGCGGCCGCCUCAGCCGCGUGAUUCCCCCUCCGCCCCUCCGCCGCCGCCCUGCGCGCCUGCCUGCCUGCCUCCCAGCGCGAGCUGGAUGGUGCUUCCCCCGGCCCCGCCGGUGCGGCCGGCGGCAGGAGUACUAUGCUGACUCGGGUGAAGUCUGCGGUGGCCAAUUUCAUGGGAGGCAUCAUGGCUGGCAGCUCGGAUCACGGCAGCGGCGGUGGAGGAGGUGGAGGAGGCGGUGGCGGCGGUGGUAGUGGCGGAGGAGGCAUGGACCUGCCGCUGCGCUUCCCUUACGGCAGACCCGAGUUCCUGGCUCUGUCUCCGGACGAGGUCGAGUGCUCCGCCGACCACAUCGCCCGGCCUAUCCUCAUCCUCAACAAGGAGACCAAGCGCCUGCCCUGGACCACGGGAUACGCCGAGGUGAUCAAUGCGGGUAAAAGUACACACAAUGAAGACCAGGCCAGUUGUGAAGUACUUUCAGUCAAGAAGAAAGCAGGAGGAACUAAUUCCACACCAAACAAAAACUCCUCUACUAAACGGAGGUCUUCGUUGCCAAAUGGGGAAGGACUGCAGCUGAAAGAGAAUUCGGAAUCGGACGGCGUAUCUUUCCACUACUGGUCGUUAUUUGAUGGGCACGCUGGAUCUGGGGCGGCUGUUGUAGCAUCAAAGCUGCUUCAGCAUCAUAUUGCAGAGCAGCUGCAGGAGAUUGUGGACAUCCUGAAGAACUCGGCCGUCCCUCCCCCGACCUGCCUGGGGGAGGAGCCAGAAAGCAUGGCUGCUAACACCCGAACUCUAACCAGAGCAGCCUCCUUACGGGGGAGUGUUGGCGCCCCGGGAUCACCCGCCACCCCUCCGACUCGCUUCUUUACGGAGAAGAAGAUAUCUCACGAGUGCCUCAUUAUGGGGGCUAUUGAGACAGCUUUCAGGGAAAUGGACUUGCAGAUAGAGCGAGAAAGGGCUGUGUACAAUAUAUCUGGCGGCUGUACGGCCCUCAUUGUGGUGUGUUUGCUAGGAAAGCUCUAUGUGGCAAACGCUGGCGAUAGCAGGGCAAUAAUAAUCAGAAAUGGAGAAGUCAUUCCAAUGUCUUCAGAAUUCACUCCAGAAACAGAACGUCAGCGUCUUCAGUAUCUGGCAUAUAUGCAGCCACACUUGCUGGGAAACGAGUUUACACACUUUGAGUUUCCAAGGAGGGUCCAGAGGAAGGAAGUUGGGAAAAGAAUGCUCUACAGAGACUUCAAUAUGACUGGCUGGGCAUACAAAACCAUUGAAGAGGAUGACUUGAAGUUUCCUCUUAUAUAUGGAGAAGGCAAGAAGGCUCGUGUCAUGGCAACUAUUGGGGUUACGAGAGGACUUGGAGACCAUGACUUGAAGGUGCAUGACUCAAACAUCUACAUCAAACCUUUUUUGUCCUCGUCGCCAGAGGUGAGGGUAUAUGAUCUUCUCCAGUAUGAGCAUGGACCUGAUGAUGUGUUGAUCUUGGCAACAGAUGGACUCUGGGAUGUACUAUUAAAUGAAGAAGUGGCAGAAGCGGUCACUAAUUUCCUGCCAAACUGUGACCCUGAUGACCCCCACAGGUACACAUUAGCAGCUCAGGAUUUGGUAAUGCGAGCCAGAGGAGUGCUGAAAGACAGAGGCUGGAGGAUAUCCAAUGACAGACUGGGCUCAGGAGAUGACAUUUCUGUCUUCGUCAUUCCUUUGAUACAUGGGAACAGAAUCUUGUAAAACAAACACGAAUACUGGUAAUAGGAAAGGUUUUUUUUUUUUACAGUAAGAACCUCUGGAAAAGGCAGGCUAUCAAGAAAAGAGAUCAAGUUUAACUUAAAAAUUAUGUUCUAAGCUUGGUUAGACUGGGAUAUUUCUACAUGAAACAUAGAGGCUGAAUUGCAAUGAUUUAAAGGCAUCUCCUAGAAACUGCAGCUUCCCUGUGGGGUUUUGUUUUUUGUGUGCGUGCAUAUCAGGACCAGGACUUUAAUGCUGCUAGUAUAUUAGUGAUUUAUUUUUAAUGUCCCUCCUGGUGAGGACCCUAGUGUAACCUGAUAGAAUAUUUUUCUUUCCCAGUUUAAUGUAGCCAGAAAUAACACAUGAGAUGCAAAUUGGGAAAGCUAUUAAAAUUGGUAAUGUAGCCCAUUUCCCCCAUUAUUAAUUGACUGGCUAACUUUGCUUUUGAGCAAAUUUAAGCUCUAAGUUACUAAGGUGAAAAAAACCUAACACGACAGUUAAUUAUUUUUUUGUUCAAAUCUUGUUAAUGUUUCAGUGGAUAAUUUCAAAAAGAUGAGUUUUAUUUAUGUCAAUAAAUCAAGCUUUUCCUCUUGUACACCAUCAUAAACAUUUUGGAACCUUACAGUUACUCUUUAUAUGUUUAGAUGGUGAAGCCAACCUUUUCUCUCGACAAGGUCUAAUCUACACCUCCUGUUAGCACACUUGCCUAAGAGAAUAGGGAAAGCUGUUUGGCUGGAAAAUUUGUUCCUUAUUGUCAAGAUUUUUGUAUUUAUAACUAUGAUGUAGCAGACUGGGAGAAUUCUUGAUUUAGAAAGAUUUCCCCAGAAAUCACCAUUCCUUUGGCACCACACGUUUUCAUUCAUUGAAUGCUUCUGUCUCCUCUAAUUUAUAUCCUGUUGAAAGGAUUGUUAUAUACAUACUGUUUAAUUUAUUGUACUUGGUGAUUUGUCUUCUGAUUUCUCUCUUAUUAACUGUGUAAGGCUGGUAUGUUUCAGAAGUCUCCUCCAGAACAGUAGCUUUUCAUCUUUUUUCCUGCUAGGCUCUUUCAGCAUCAAUUUCGUUUAUUGCUUCUCUGAUAUUGCAAGGGCCAGUACACAUUGCUAGUAGACAUUGCUUGACAUUGUUAAUCCAAAAGGUGGAGGGAGGAGCCAUUGCAG